UUUUUGGGAGGGGACGUUCCUGUGAGGCAUAUACAAACUCUGAGUGAAGCAUCCGCACUUGUCCCUCACACCGCACCAACAGCCAGAAGCCACAGAACUCACCUAAUCUCUUACAAAGUACAGGAAGUCAACGUGACCUGACAUCAAGAUGGCAACAAAGGGUGUCGGCAUGGCUAACAAAGGUCCAUCCUACGGCAUGAGCCGGCAGGUUCAGGAUAAGAUCGACAGCAAGUAUGACCCUGAGCUGGAGCAGAUCCUGGUGGAGUGGAUCAACCGUCAGUGCGGCUCUGGCGUCGGGAGGCCGGAGGCCGGGAAACUCGGCUUCCAGGCCUGGCUAAAGGAUGGAUGCGUCUUGAGUGAACUUAUUAACAGUUUGUUUCCUGGAAACAAACCGAUAAAGAAGAUCCAGAGCUCGCCGAUGGCUUUUAAGCAAAUGGAGCAGAUCUCUCAGUUCCUCAACGCCGCGGAAAAGUACGGUGUCACCAAAACUGACAUGUUUCAGACUGUGGACCUCUGGGAAGGUAAGGACUUGGCAGCAGUGCAGCGGACCCUGUCAGCCUUAGGCAGCCUGGCCGUCACCAAGGAGGAAGGCACAUACAAUGGAGAUCCUAACUGGUUCUUCAAGAAAGCACAAGAAAACAAGCGAGAAUUCAGCGAAGAUCAGCUAAAGGCCGGGAAAAACGUGAUCGGGCUGCAGAUGGGGUCCAAUAAGGGAGCCAGUCAGGAGGGCAUGAGCUACGGCCGACCCCGACAGAUCCUUUAAAAUCCCUGAUUUACAGAUAUGAGAAACCUCUUUAGCCCAUUUUCCCCUGAAGCCUCAGAUGCCCCAGACAUCCUCCAGGAGCCUUUGGAUAACUAACUGGUCCUUUUCAUCUUAACUUUACCAAUCUAGAUUUUAGGUGCUUCUUCCAACCUAUAAUCCUCUUUAUUCUAACGCCCUGCAUUGAGGUUUCUUUAUGUUUACUCUGUUGACCACUGCAGCAUCGCUUUUUUUUCCUACCAGCUGCAGUUUAUGCAAAACAA
Cyprinodon variegatus (sheepshead minnow) is the source of this 1023-nucleotide messenger RNA. It is a transcript of the gene tagln, whose product is annotated as transgelin. NCBI's taxonomy places the organism in Eukaryota, Metazoa, Chordata, Actinopteri, Cyprinodontiformes, Cyprinodontidae. The transcript has 6 exons. The record is from RefSeq and is a predicted model, not a curated record. Gene Ontology annotation, molecular function: protein binding. The coding region runs from base 149 to 763 and encodes 204 amino acids.